AUCAGAUGAGGCUUUUCCCUUGCGCCUUAUUCAUUGAUACACAAUAUAUUAGCUAUAGGGUACGGUAAAUACGCGGUAAUUAUAUUAUUGGCAACGUGUACGGACAUACUUCAAUUUGUUAAUGAAUUUAAAAAUGUUAAUAUGAAAUUAUUAAACUAUUUUUAUAUUUCAAGGAUCAAAAAGUGAUCCUAGUCGAUCAAAAAUGAUCCUAGCCAUCCGGGUAUUAAGAGAGGAUUUUAAGGAAGCUCACAACACUUUCUAUGUAGCCCUUCGGUAGUACGAAUAUAUACCAAGAUCUAAAGCAUCAUUUAUGAUGGGAAGGAAUGAAGAAGAAUGUGGUAAAAUUUAUAAACAAGUGUUCUAUACUUGUUAAAGCUUUAACACAUUAGAAAAGAGCAGGAGUGUUUUAUAUGCUACAUGAUAUUAUCUAGCUUUAUUGCAUCCCUCCUUUCCUUUUAGUUUGGUUUUCACGGUACGUAGUAUUUUAUAUGCAAUUAUGAUAUUAUUCAUGAUCGCUUUUCACGGUACGUAGUAUUUUAUAUGCAAUUAUGAUAUUAUUCAUGAUCAAUCUAUCCGGAAUAAUAGCACUUUGACUGUUUGAAAUAAGGGAUGGAAGGACUUUCUUCAACCUAUUAGUUAGCAUUUUGGAAACAAGCUUAUGUAGCACCUUACACAAACUAAUGAGUCGAAAUUCACAAACUGCUAGAGGGAUUAUCAACCUUUAGAAUUAAAGCACUAUGAGUAAAGUUAAUACAACAGUUCAAACUCCCCUCCCAUUCAAGAAACUAAAGAUAGCUUUGCAUACCUUCUCUCCUAUUACACUCCGGUAGGCCUGGUAGAAGUAGGCCCCAUAGCCAUCUGGCCUUGGGGAUUUAAGGGGACCCAUCUGCUGUAAGGCAGCUUCAAAAUCUCAGCCAACAAACUCCUUCAACACCUUAGCAUUCAUAGCACCAGUAACUUUUGGUUCCACUACUGUUAAACAUUGGUCAAUUGCUUGCUCCAUGGAUUGAAGAGCUGAAAAUGCUUUGGAACUACCGAAGGAAAACCUCUUAUCCAAGACACGCUGAACAAAAGUAGCGGUUGAGAUGGGUUACAGCAGGUUCUGGGUCCUACAUAAUUAAUGCACAAAACAAUUUAGGAAGCCAAUAUAUCUCCUUGAAAAAUGACCCACCUCACAUGGGUUUGUCCUAUGGUCGGAAGCUUUGAGGAAUUCACGCCUACCGUUCCAAAUCUAAUCAAGGUCGAACAGCUCAGACCACACUCAGAAGCAACAAAGAUUCAAGAAUAGGAGCGAAAGAUAGAAAAAGAAAGCCAGGAGGAGGCUUCAACUGUACACAGCUAAAAAAAGAAAAGACUCUAUGUUCUGAUUUUGUGAAAGUGAAGUUGGAAUAUUUUAGACAUUUUGUGAAAGAAUCUACAUUGAAUAUUUGUCUAAAAAAGACUUUGACACUGUCUUCAACCUCGAUAUUUUAGACAUUUUCGGUAUUCGGAUUCACUUGGCAUGAGCACUGAAGCAUGCGAUAGCAUUGACAUUGCUAGAAAUUUAAUCGUCUUCGGGCUGAAAUUUGGUUAAGUUGUUCAAAUGUCAAAUCAGUGUCACCUGCCUAUUUAGACCAAUACAGAUAUUUCAUUAGUACGAUUGAAGUUAAAAAAGGAAAGAAAGUGGGACUUCUAUCAUCUAUCCCCGUAUGUUGGGCCAAGAUUGUUCUAUCCGAAUUUAAGAGUCUUAAGUGUGAGAGAGAGACAAACACGUGAAGUUCACUGUCGUUAAAUCACACUUGUCCCAAAACUCUAAAUUGAUUGGAAGAGAGAUUCAAAAAUCCCAACUAUAUACUAACAAUAUGACUCAGUUUCAACCGUGGUCCUCAAAUUUAAUAAGAGGUUUGACAAUCUUUGUCUUGAACAAGUGGCCUUGAAAAAAUAAGCAGGUGGUUACCAUCAUCCAAAAGCGCUGUGUCCAUACUAUACUCUAGGUAUAAACUACUCUGAUUUCACAUGGCAAAACCAGUGCAGCGUGGGCUUGAAAUUUGCUAAGGUUUUAUAAUCUUUAGGCUAAAACCAGGCUGAUGUUUGUUAUGUGUCAAAUACUUGUGAUUAUCUAGACACUUACCGCAAAAUCUUUGAAGCAGAAGGAAGAGCUAAACAAGGAAUGGAUCCAAUGACCUUGCUGCAUAAAUGGUGGCAACUUCUACAUUCAAGCACACUGCUAAAUCUUUUCCUCUUCUCCCUGCUUCUCCUCUUCUCCUUACUGCAUCUCCUUAAGCUCACUAGAGGUAGAAAACUCAAUUUCCCUCCCUCUCCUCCUAAAUUGCCAAUAAUUGGCAACCUUCACCAGAUAGGGACACUCCUCUACCAAUCUCUCCAUGCUCUUUCUGAGAAGUAUGGCCCUAUUCUGCUAUUACGCUUUGGAAAUUCCCCAUUUCUUAUAGUUUCAUCCUCAGAAAUAGCUCGGGAGCUCAUGAAGGACCAUGAUGUGGUUUUCUUGAAUAGGCCCCAAAUAAGGGCAGCAAAUGUACUUUUCUAUGGAUGCACUGACAUUGCUUUUUGUCCCUAUGGUGAGUAUUGGAGACAAGCCAAGAAAAUCUGUGUUCUUGAGAUUUUAAGCCAAAAAAGGGUGCAAGCAUUUCAGUUUGUGAGAGAAGAAGAAGUUGCAGAGAUGGUCGAGAAGAUACGAAGCUCGUGUAUGAAUGGAGCAGCAAUUGAAAUAGGUGAGAUGCUUGUUACUAUCUCAAACGACAUAACUUCUAGAUCCUCCCUUGGUCAGAAGUAUGGAGGAGAAGAAGGUAGCAUGAAUUGUGGGCAGUUAUCAAGGAAGGCAAUGGAAGUAAUAGGAGCAUUUUGCUUUGAAGACCUCUUUCCAUGGCUGGGAUGGGUUGAUGUUCUGACCGGAUUUUCUGCAAGAUUGAGGAAGACUUCUAAAGCAUUACAUGCAGUCCUUGAUCAAAUAAUUGAAGAACAUGAAAAUAGAGGGGAUAGCAACCAAUCUGAUAAGAAAGAUUUUGUGGAUAUUCUUCUCCAUAUUCAGAAGAAUGGCAUGCUUGAUAUCGAUAUCACAAAAGACAAUAUCAAAGCACUCCUACUGGACAUGUUUGUGGGAGGAACUGAUACCACUGCCACAACCAUGGAAUGGGCAAUGGCAGAGCUUGUGAAAAAUCCUGGUGUGAUGAAGAAAGCCCAAGAAGAGGUAAGAACAGUGGUGGGAGAAAAAUCAAAAGUAAAUGAGGCUGAUCUAGAUCAAAUGGAGUACUUAAAGUGCAUUGUCAAAGAAACUUUGAGGUUACAUCCUCCUGUUAUGGCUACUCGCAGCACAUCUGCAAGUGCUAAACUUGUAGGUUAUGAUAUUCCUCCCAGAACAACCAUCUUGAUCAACACAUGGGCAAUUCAAAGGGAUCGCAAGUUAUGGGACAGGUCAGAGGAGUUUCUCCCAGAGAGAUUUCUUAACAACUCCGUUGCUUUCAAAGGCCAUCAUGACCAAUUCAUCCCCUCUCGUAGGGGACGAAGGGCAUGCCCUGGGAUGUCAUUCAGCAUCAUAGAAGCUGAAUAUGUGUUGGCCAAUCUCCUCUACUGGUUUGACUGGGAGUUGCCUGAUGGUGCAACUGUGGAGGACUUUGACAUGACUGAGAUUUAUAGGCUACUCAUUCGGAGGAAAACAUCUCUUCUCCUUGUACCAGUGCUGCAUUCUACUUAAUAAGACAUCCAUAGUCAUCUGUUUGUUAUGUUUUUUCUAUCUAUCCAUUGCCAUAGAGCUGUCUCCUUAAUGAUAUUAAGAACUUCUUUGUUGGUAA
Molecule: messenger RNA, 3785 nt
Organism: Carya illinoinensis
Lineage: Eukaryota; Viridiplantae; Streptophyta; Magnoliopsida; Fagales; Juglandaceae
Product: cytochrome P450 71A1-like
Exons: 2
Coding region: 2150-3688 (512 amino acids)
Molecular function (GO): heme binding; oxidoreductase activity, acting on paired donors, with incorporation or reduction of molecular oxygen; iron ion binding
Source: RefSeq, a predicted model, not a curated record